ACAGCAAUUUAUUUUUUAAGUAAUCCUGGGAUAAUUUUACUAAAUAGCAAUUCCAUCCUCCUUUGUCUUUUUUCAUAACAAAGCGGCCUUUUACCAACAUGACAAGCUUGAGUUUCUUGGUUGGAGUAGUAGGCAACAUCAUCUCAGUCUUACUCUUUCUUUCUCCAUUGGGCACUUUCUGCAGAAUAGUGAGGCACCGGUCAACUGAAGAAUUUGAGAGCUUUCCUUACAUCUGCACCCUCUUGAAUUCAGCCUUAUGGACUUACUACGGUGUUACAAAGCCUGGAAGUCUCCUCGUAGCCACUGUAAAUGGAUUCGGAAUAGUGGUCGAGUUGAUUUAUGUAGCUUUGUUCCUUAUUUUUGCACCUCCAAGAAUCAGGGCUAAAACUGGGAUACUAUUUGGAGUUUUUGAUGUGGGAUUUGUAGCAGCAACAGUUUUGGGCACUCAACUGAUUCUGGAUGGAGAAAUGAGGAUUGAUGUGAUAGGUUUUCUGUGUGUAGGCCUUAAUAUUCUCAUGUAUGGCUCACCUUUAGCAGCAAUGAGAACAGUGGUGACAAGUAAAAGCGUGGAGUUCAUGCCUUUCCUUCUCUCGUUUUUCGUCUUCUUAAACGGAGCCAUAUGGACUUUGUAUGCUGUGCUCGUCAAAGAUUACUUCCUUGGAGUACCAAAUGGGAUAGGGUUUGUGCUUGGAAUAGCUCAGCUACUGUUAUACGCAAUUUAUAGCAGGGAGCAUAAUAACAAGUCAUCAAAAACAUCAUCAGAUGAGUUGGAGAAUGGAUGGCAAAUCAGGGAACCCUUUGUUUCAUCUUCAACUUCAACCAACAUGGAUGAAAAGAAUCAUGUGUAGUGUAGAGAAUUAUUUACUCUCUUCUAGUUUCAUAUACGUACACCCACAUAUUGUACUCUGAUUCUGGGAUACAACACUCAUUGAUUCAUUCCUAUAUGUUCUUUUAA
This is a messenger RNA of Gossypium raimondii (Peruvian cotton), 955 nucleotides long. RefSeq names its product bidirectional sugar transporter SWEET16. Gene Ontology annotation, cellular component: membrane. Gene Ontology annotation, biological process: carbohydrate transport. NCBI's taxonomy places the organism in Eukaryota, Viridiplantae, Streptophyta, Magnoliopsida, Malvales, Malvaceae. The record is from RefSeq and is a predicted model, not a curated record. The coding region runs from base 99 to 848 and encodes 249 amino acids. Gene Ontology annotation, molecular function: sugar transmembrane transporter activity. The transcript is spliced from 6 exons.